GCCAGCUGUAUUUGCGGUUAUCUUUGCUUGUUGUUAGUUUUUAUCCUUAUCCAUGUUUUGUUUAAAGUUUUGAUUUUGAUAUUUUUUGGAUAAUUAAUAGAUCAAUUCAAUGUCUAUUACCAAAAGUUUUGAUCUAUUUUUCUCAAUUUUAUUAAUUUUUGUGCAUAGAAGUUUAAAAAUCAUUGUUUUCCUUAAAAAUGUAUUUAAUUCUUUCCAAAGGAAAAUAAACAUUACCAGUGAUUUAGAUAAUUAUUUGAAAUUACCUCACCACGUCGUUUUUGUAAUAAACUGUCAUGAUAACGUGUUGUCAAUCGAUGAGAUAGCGUCACUCGUCAAUUGGUCCAUCCAAUUAGGAAUUGAAAAUAUAAGUUUGUAUGAUAGCGAAGGUCUUCUAGUUAACUAUCUAUCAGAUAUUGAAAAAUCUAUCAGUAAUAAAUUGGAUUUAGACCGUCAAUUGAAAUUUCGUUGUAGCCAACAGAAUGGUUCCUUAGAUAGCAAUAUCAUCUUCCAUUGUGAAUAUAAUUCUUCAAAAUUGAGAAUCAUAUCCUUAUUAAAUCAAAAAUUUAUUAUGGCGAUGCUACUCAAAGAAAUUGUUAAGAAAAGGUUAUCUGAAGAUAAAGGGAAAAUAACAGUGGAUGAAUUUGAUCAAACUCUACUAUCCAAAUUGGACUUACCUGAUCCUGAUUUGUCUGUUUUGUGUAGUGAAACCCCUUGUUUAUUCGGACUCUUACCAUGGAAUAUACGACUUACAGAAAUAAUUCACCUUCCUGUUUUUGGCAAACUGGUCGAAAAAGAUUUCCUAAGUGUCAUUAGCCGUUAUUCAAACUGUGAACAAAGAUUCGGAAAAUAGACCAAUAAAAUCAAUGCACACAACCAUAACAAUUUAUUGUCUUUUUAUUAUGUACUCGAGAUGAAAUAAGUGCAGGUUUCAGUGGACAAAAUCAGAUAAAGUCAAACACGUAAUAUUGGUAAUAAAGAAACUUCUACGAUGCAUGAAAUAUGGAAAAUGGAUUUUAGAACAUGAAACUUUCACCAAUAUAUCGUCUUAACGUAACAAAUGAAGGAAUUUGCCACUGAAAAUUUUCUGAAACCUCUUUUACGGAUUAAUUAUUUUCUAACCCAUUGGAAUUGUCAACGUCAACUCUUGCUAAUUUAAUGCUGAUUCAGAACAUUUUAAGAUCAAGCUUUUGAAUAAGUGCUCUGAAGAUCUGUUGUAAAUAAAGAGAGAAAUUAAUCAAGAUCAA
Molecule: messenger RNA, 1244 nt
Organism: Tetranychus urticae (two-spotted spider mite)
Lineage: Eukaryota; Metazoa; Arthropoda; Arachnida; Trombidiformes; Tetranychidae
Gene: Tango14
Product: transport and golgi organization 14
Cellular component (GO): dehydrodolichyl diphosphate synthase complex; endoplasmic reticulum membrane
Molecular function (GO): ditrans,polycis-polyprenyl diphosphate synthase [(2E,6E)-farnesyl diphosphate specific] activity
Source: RefSeq, a predicted model, not a curated record